CCCAUGAUCUUCAGCCAGCCUCUGAAAUUGGGCUGAGAUGUUGUUCAGCAGGUGAGCGAAUGCAGUUAAUGCAUUAAGAAUAAAUAUUGUAUGUGGUUGGUACUGCGAAGAUAAGCCAACCACUUUAGGUAAAUGCAGAAAAUAUUUCAAUGUCUUUAUCUGGGACACAUUAAAAUAUGUUUUUUUAGACCAGCAAUAUAGUCAAUGAUUCUUUUUACAAAGUAAAGCCUGCACAGUAGUAUCUGCAAAUGAUUACAUGAUGCCAAAAACAAUCCACUACUAAUGAGUUCGAAAACACUAAAGAGAAAUCUUAGUAAUUGUUUUAGUUUAUUUUCUGCUGAUAGAACAUGCCCUCAUAAAUUGCAAGGUUGAUUUAGAUAAUAUUUGUAAUUUGUUUUGGUAACCCGACUUCAACAUUUUUGCUUUUCUAAUUAUUUCAGUCUCAUUUCUUUUUUUUUAGGUCUCGGGGGCAGCCCUGAUCACAUUAUAAUUUAUAUACUACGCCAAGAUUGUCAUGUAUCUUUUCUUAUUUUUGGUUAUUAAGUUAUGAUUAUUGAUUUCAUAUAUAGACCUAAGCCUGUGCAAAGUAAGAAUUUCUAAUUUCAUCAACAUUAGGAAGAGAAGGGUGUAACGCGUUAAAUAGGAUCAAUUAAUCCAAGUCUGUUUUCCAUUUCAGCAUUUUUGCAACCUACUUUUACCAUUGACUUAACACAGUCAUGCAUCUUUUGUAUCACCUCGGUGAUCAGCAUUGUGUCAUUCUUCAGAUAAGAAAGUGUCACGAAAACAAGUGAUACAUGGAAAACCAAAGAAUUGUGACCAUUUGAGACUGCGUAGAAAGCUCCCACUUGUCUUUCAUUUAAUAUUUAUAGUUACAAAGGAGGAGCUACAUUCUUCCCUUAAAAGGUAGCAGCCACCUCUAUCUGCUACAUGACAACGCAUUUGUGAGAAAUGAUGGCAGUGAUGAAGUCCAUCAUUGUAUUUACCUUGGUGGGUGUUUGUUUAUCUGCCAACCAACGUGGUAAGUGAUCAGAUUUACUAGCACACUUUUACUUGUGUUUGAUUUAUUAUUUUCUUGAUUAAACUUUUUAUCUUAAGAUAAAUAAGAAAACUCUGUUAAAUUUGAAGAGAGAAGCCAAGUAGAGCCAUCAUUCACUAAAGCAUCCUAAUUUGGGGGGGAUGUGGUUAAAUUAAUCAUACUUGUAUACAAAUUGUAUUAAAGAGAUAUAAGAAUACUAAAUGUCUAACAUGACUUAGUAAAAAUAUACUGCUGAAUUAUUAUAUCAAAAACUGAGAAUAAAGUUAAUCCUAAAGUGAACAAUUCAGCAUGGAAAGUUGCAAUCGAACACCUUAUAAUUAUGAAUACUUAAUUAAAAACACCAACAAAUUAAGCAGUGCUGUAACAUUUAUGGAUAUAAAUAUAAUAUAUUAUAUAAUAUAAGUAAGUAUAAUAUAUUUAAGUAGUACAUUAAAUUGAGAGAUUGGUACAAAAUUAAUAAAAUAAUCCUGCUAGUGAGUUUAAUUUCCAACCUUUGAGAUUUAUUUUUAGAGAUAUACUUAUAGAUUAUACAAUUUUCGAUACUUAAUAAAUGAAUAAUAAAUCAUUUUAAAUUCACAAAAGAUAGUUCUUGUUGUCGCAACCUGCCUCUCUCUUCGUUUACCUGCCAAAUGCUGUUAGAUUGUCAGGGUAUCCGUCUGGCAGGUUUGCUGCCACCUUUUGAGUUAGCGCUAUAUCUAAAUCCUUUUUUUUUUUUUCAUAUAGAGUGAAACCAGAAUUUUAAUAAACUAGAGAAGACGUAUUGUAGACAAUAAAAUGUAGAGACAAUGUAGCAGUGGAGAAUAUAGAGUAGAUACAUAGAGAGAUAGAACAUCAGCUGAAGUCAUAGGACACAGUCUCGAUUGUGAUUAAGGAAUUACUUAAAUAAAAAGAUAUGCAUUGGAGGUGAACAUAGAAUUUAUAGAAGUAUUUGUCGAAGGAUACUAUGAAGGUGUAUAGGGAUUUAUCAGUCCUUUCUCUUAUAAUAUCCAUACUGGACAGAUUAACAAUGGGGAAUAGACAUUUGUUCUGUCCUAAUCUUCAAGAUUUAGGUUUGCAUCUAAUCAGAAGUUAUAUCUUUCUUUGUAUCAGGCUCACGCCCAUUUUUAUUCCCGGGGAAGCCGGUUCAAGAAAUUUCUUCAUUUAAGAGAAGUAUAGAGUUCAGCAAUUCUGGAUCAGUCAAUACCAAUCCUCACAAAAAUAAUCUAAAAAUAAACUCUCAACCAGAAACAUUUUCCCUGGCGAACCCUCAUGCUAGGAACAAUAUUCCUGGAGGUAAGUGAACAUCUACAAUAGUCGACUAGUUAGGUUACAGAUUUUCCAUUUUUUUCGUUUUCUUUUGCUCAAAAAUGUAUAUGUUCUCAGCUUAUAUGUACAGUAGAAUAUGAGUAUUUGUUUAAUAUUUAGUAUAAUCAUGUUAGAAUGACCGUUUACAUAAUAUAUUUAUAUAUAUUAGGCAGGAUACUACUUUAACAAGUUUAUAAUGCCUAGUUUAUAACCCCCCCCCCCAGCACAAUAUGUCUCUUUGCUAAUGAAAUGUAAGAAGAGUAAUCUCUACUUCCAAAAUUUAGCAUUCGACAUUCAAAAAAGAACUUCCAAUAUGUGCGAUAAGAUACAUAUGCGUUCAAUAUGGAAAUUGAAAAUUCAGUCGGUUAUUAGGAAAGGACCACUUACUCUUGCAAAGCCCCCAGGUUACCCAUACCCAGUGCAAAAUGAAUGAUUAAUCAUUUAAUUGAGGUUGCAUUAGAUUUACUUUUCUUUUUAUAUUUUGAUAUAUUUUACCAAUUAGCAUCACUGUGAUAGUUCUUUACUUUAUUUUUUGUUAUUUAUCCAAUUAUGUUUUGAUAAGUAAUCCCUCCACAACCUAUUUUAAAAUAUAUACGUCCUAAAAAACAUUAAAAUAGGAAAUUCGUUACAUUGAUGAUUGCAGUGGUUUAUAGUGGGGAAUAUAUUUAAAGAACAGUUGUUGUGUAAAGUUUAUAACUAACCCUUGUAUCUUUGCACAGUGAUUAAGUGUUCCUUCUUAUUGUAUAUAUGACCAUGAUAUAAUUGUGCUUACACUCUAAAAAAUACAACUGAUUUCUGCUAAUUUAUGUGUAUAUAUAUCUAUGUAUGUAUGUAUGUAUGUAUAUAUAUAUAUAUAUAUAUAUAUAUAUGUAAAUAUAAAGUAGAACCUACAUACUUGUGUAUAUAAUUUACUUAUUUAGUUUAACACAUAAAAAUAUGAAUGUAAACUAUAUUUCAAACUAUAUAACUUUGUAACUGAUACACCAUAACAUGGAUUACAUGGAAUGAAAUAUGUUCUAUAAGUUUUUGUAAUGACAAUGUUUUGAAGAAGGUGUAUGAUGCUAAAUGUAGGCAUUAGCUUAAUUGCAUUAAAUAAUACAGAUUCACUGUGGAGGUGACUCUCUUCAUUUAGGACAAAGAUUUAAGAUGUUUUCAAGGAUACAUUUUUUGUGGUGUACAAUGCAUAUUAAUUAUAGUAUGAAAAAAUAAUAAUUUCAAAGCGUUCCACCACUUUCUGUAAAUGUAAUGGUAUUCUCUUAUGACACAUUUAAUAUGUUACUAAACAGAUGUCUACUUUGCGUUAAUCAUUUAAUCAACCAAGGCAUAGGUUAUGUAAGAAAAUACUGUUCAAGCUUACAUGAAUGAACAUCUUCAGUAAGCCCUUACUUUGAAUGCCAAAAAAGUUGGUAUAAAUUAUGAGUCAAGUUAAUAUCCCCUGGAAUUGGUUUGUCAAGAAAAAUAGUCAAAUUCUCACAUUGACCAACUUUCCAAAUGACCAAUCGAAGGCAAAGGGAAGAAGUGUAGACAAUAAAUGGUGAUAAAUAACUUGUUUAACACCUUAAGGACCAAACUUCCAGAAUAAAAGGGAAUCAAGACAUGUCACACAUGUCAUGUGUCCUUAAGGGGCUAAGUAGAUAGGAAAAAUAUACAAUUGUCAAUUAUAAUGAUACAUUUGGCAAUUAAUAUACCAUGUGUCGCAGAGUAAAGCAAAGUCUGAAUUAUAUAUGCAUUUCAUAUUCAUUUGAGAUUGUGUUUCCACAGCUAACAUUCCACAGCAUCCACAGGAAGCACAGGCCAAGCCUGUUAAAGAUUCAGACAAAGCACAUUCCGUUGAGCAGACAUCCUUAAAGCGAGAAAUUUCCAAUAACAUUGCACAAAACACUACAGAUUCUGAAGUGCCUGCCAUUGUAGAAAAUGCAGGAGAUGAAAAUGUAUAUUCUUCCAUUGUCAAUGAUACCUCUCCAAGCAACAAUAACGAAGUAGAGUCCUCUAAAUCUUCCUCUGAAUCGUCCUCUAAAUCUUCCUCUGAAUCGUCCUCUGAAUCGUCCUCUAAAUCCUCCUCUAAAUCUUUUAGUGAGGAAUCAAAACAUGUAAAUUCCAAACAUGUCCCUCAACACCAAGAAUCUAAAUCCAGUAGUGAAAGUAAUGAGUUAUUGGCAGAGAGCAAAAACCUUUUACAAUUUGUGAAACCCAAUCCAAACUUUCAACCCUUAAGAAAAAACUAUUUUUCUCAACAGAUUCGCAGUUUCAGAAAAAAUAAUUCAGUAAUAAAUGGAGCUAGAGGUAAAAAGCAAUACAGGCGUCUGAAUUCUCGCUGAUAAGCUUCUCUGGAAUGUGAGAAUGUAUCAUUGAUAAUUAUUGGCAAACCUAUUAAAAUAUUAUACCUGUUAAAAUCUAAUGUUUCUUAUGAUUCACUUCCUCUGAUCUGAAAUUUUUAUUCCAGAAAUGGAUAACCCCCUCACCUGAAAAUGUACUGCUUACUCUUUCUCUGCUUGAUCACUUUAACAUUAACUCCCUAUAGUAGCCCAAUAAAGCUUCAGCAUUAUGUUAAAUAUGUGUCUCGUUACUUUACUGAAGCCAUCAAAGAGAAAAAUAACACAAAGUAAAUAUAGCUUAAUGUGGAUGAAAUACAGUGACUUUAGAGGACUACAUAGAUUUCCAGCAAGCUAAUAUAGGCUAUAAAAGAACUACUUGGGUUAUUUCCACCCAAUUUUACUUCUAUGCAUCAUCCUAUCAGAUGAUGUAGAACAAAGCCCUGCUUUAGAAUCUCUAUUUUGUUGUGUACACUGUACAUCUAUUACGUACAACAACCCUUGAUAAGGGUUAGGCAACCUUCCGCACUCCAGAUGUUGUGGACUACAUCUACCAUAAUGCUCAUACAGCCAUAACCCUCGCAAAGCAUCAAGGUAGAUUUAGUCCACAACAUCUGGAGUGCCGAAGCUUGUCUACAUCUGCCCUAGAAUAAAAAUUGUACCUCUGAUGGGCUGCUAUACGCAAUCUUAAACUGGAUGUGCAAAUAGCAAUGGAAUAUGGGAAAGAUGUAUCAUGCGAAUCAGAUGGGGUUCUGAUGUAAAGUUCAGAAUGUUUACAGAGAUUCUUUUGGUUUCCAUUGUCAUUUUUCUUCAUUUAGCAAUUUGCCCAAGAAUUGCAUAUGUUUUUCCUUGAUCAAUC
Molecule: messenger RNA, 5491 nt
Organism: Pelobates cultripes (western spadefoot toad)
Lineage: Eukaryota; Metazoa; Chordata; Amphibia; Anura; Pelobatidae
Source: the annotation of a GenBank genome assembly